UGCGCCACAGCCUCCCGGGCCGACUCCGGCGUCCGCCUCGCUGCGCUCCGCCCGGCUCCGCUCCCAGGCAGAUCAGUCGUCAUGGCGAACUUCGGCUGCUGGCUGCUGGUUCUCUUUGUGGCCACAUGGAGUGAUGUUGGCCUGUGUAAGAAGCGGCCAAAGCCUGGAGGGUGGAACACUGGUGGAAGCCGAUACCCAGGACAGGGCAACCCUGGAGGCAAUCGUUACCCGCCCCAGGGUGGUGGUGGCUGGGGGCAGCCCCAUGGCGGUGGUGGCGGCUGGGGGCAGCCCCAUGGCGGUGGUGGCGGCUGGGGACAGCCCCAUGGCGGUGGUGGCGGCUGGGGGCAGCCUCAUGGCGGUGGUGGCGGCUGGGGACAGCCCCAUGGUGGUGGUGGAGGUGGCUGGGGUCAAGGAGGUGGCACCCACAAUCAGUGGAACAAGCCCAAUAAGCCCAAAACCAGCAUGAAGCAUAUGGCAGGGGCUGCUGCAGCUGGGGCAGUAGCGGGAGGCCUUGGUGGCUACAUGCUGGGGAGUGUCAUGAGCAGGCCCUCCAUUAGUUUUGGCAAUGACUAUGAGGAUCGUUACUACCGUGAAAACAUGAACCGGUACCCCAGCCAAGUGUACUACAAGCCUGUGGAUCAGUACAACAACCAGAACAACUUCGUGCACGACUGCGUCAAUAUCACGGUCAAGCAGCACACGGUCACCACCACUACCAAGGGGGAGAACUUUACUGAGACCGAUGUUAAGAUAAUGGAGCGCGUGGUGGAGCAGAUGUGCAUCACGCAGUACCAGAAGGAGUCCCAGGCCUAUUUGGAGGGGAGAAGAUCCAGUGCGGUGCUCUUCUCCUCACCUCCUGUUAUCCUGCUCAUCUCCUUCCUCAUUUUCCUGAUAGUGGGAUGAGGAAGGCUUUCUUCUUGUUUGCACCUUCCUGUCCAUGUGGUCCAGGUUGGAGGGUUAUCCACCUGUAGCCCUUUUAAUUAAGGUGGUAUCCCACUCUUGCUUCUCUUUAUCCCCUAUAGGCUAAUACCCUUGACACUAGUGAGCACUGGCAAACUGUCCUAGAUGCUAUUCAUUGCAGACUCCAUGGAUUAUGUCCUGCAGUGACAGUGCUAAUCGCUGGACCAGUGAGAUAUGACAGCAAAUAAUCACUGGUUACUGCAGGUGUAGUUUGGCCUAGUGGGACAGGAUGGGGCUACAGCAAAUCUCAUACCAGUCUUCAGAUACCCUUGCCUGAAUCCCUGACUCAAGCAGCCAGAGUUGAGGACACAAAUGCCCUAGCCUAGCAGAUUUCAUAGCAAUUUGGAGUUUUCUAAGCCUCUAUAGAAAAUUGACAAAUUUGGAAAAUGGCUAUAUGAUGCUCAUCCACAAAAAAGAAAACACUAGAGAGCCUCAGCUCUUGAGCCACAGGUCCAGCCUGGGAGCUCAGCCUGCUGGAAUAUGUGUGGCAUUUGCAGAGAGCUGGGGCCUUUUGUGGUACAAGCUGCACAGCAGUUGCUCAUCAAGAGUAUAAAUAUUGAUGCGACCCCUGACCACCCAGAAGACAUACUUACAAGAGAUACACAUAGGUCCAGUGUGUCCAGUGUCCUUGGAGAAAAUCUCCCAUUUGGUAUAUUUCAAACAUCCACUUGUGGUAUUUUUUUUUUCUUUAGUAACAAACUAUAUAAGUAAUUAAGGCUGAAAAAACAUCCAAGCACUGAAGUCAGAUUAACUUUGGUCAUUUCCUGGAAUCUAGAAUGAUUUUUAACCUUAUUUAGAUGAAACCAGGAGAUUCUAGCUCUAGGGAAAGCUGGAGCUAUAAAAGCAGGAACCUUUAACAAAUUACAAGCUGAAAGUGGCUAGGGUACAAAGUACAGAGUGCUUGUAUUUCUUUAUUUCUGUCUCCUAAAUGUCAAAACUCAGAUUGAGUCACACUCUUGGUUUCUGUACUUGAGUUUGAAUCAGAUAACAAGGAGACAAUAUAAAAAUUACCUUAGGUUACAGAUAAAGCUCCUACUCCAAAUUAGGAAACGAAAUUCUUUUGGUGUUUCUUAAGUAAGGUAAAAUGACUGUGUCGUUCAAUAUUGUCACCUAGCAGGCGUAUGCUUCUACUCUGCAAUGUUAUUGGAUUGCACUGUGUGUUACAAACUUAGAAGUUUUGCUUAGAGCAUCUGAAGUGUUUUAUGCACUAAACGUUUUGUAAGGUACUAAAUACUUCCUAUGUGGGAACCUUCUGUGCAGCCUUUACGCUUAUGAUGUGCACUGAAUAGUUUUGUAUAAGAAUCUAAAGUGAACACCUUAACUGGUCUUUAAAAUAUGCAUGUCCUUUCUGUUUUCUACAUUUGUAACUUUGCAUGUACUUGUUUUGGCAUAUAAAAGUUUACAAAUGUCUGCUGUGUGGCUGGAAUUAAACACGAGCUGUAAGCACUGCCA
Messenger RNA from Jaculus jaculus (lesser Egyptian jerboa), 2412 nucleotides. RefSeq names its product prion protein (gene Prnp). Bases 82 to 903 code for a protein of 273 amino acids. Gene Ontology annotation, biological process: protein homooligomerization. Gene Ontology annotation, cellular component: membrane. The transcript is spliced from 2 exons. The record is from RefSeq and is a predicted model, not a curated record. Lineage: Eukaryota; Metazoa; Chordata; Mammalia; Rodentia; Dipodidae.